This is a messenger RNA of Homalodisca vitripennis (glassy-winged sharpshooter), 2160 nucleotides long. Its product is annotated as L-galactose dehydrogenase-like. Gene Ontology annotation, cellular component: cytosol. Gene Ontology annotation, molecular function: L-galactose dehydrogenase activity. The record is from RefSeq and is a predicted model, not a curated record. The transcript has 8 exons. NCBI's taxonomy places the organism in Eukaryota, Metazoa, Arthropoda, Insecta, Hemiptera, Cicadellidae. The coding region runs from base 390 to 1436 and encodes 348 amino acids.
AGUACUAUCAUGGCAGGAGGAACUACGUAGUCAGUGUCACGUUUCCUUGUUCUCGUACCAAAUCACGGGUUCAAGUUCAAGUUGACUGGGCACCUUGUGAUAAAUGAUUUAUUGUUAUGUGACGGCCAUUAAUGUCUAGUUCUUAUUAUUCUGCUGUUUACUGCAAUCUAUACGUACCAUUCUAUUGUUUUAUAACUGAUGUUCGGGAAAAUCUGAAGAGUAAAGACACGAUUAUUCUGUAAGCUGUUAAACUGAUAGCGACUUAUCUCUGGAGUGCUCAUUCUGCAUACAGUGCUCAGCAAAUGUCAACACACAAACACUGUUCACAGUUCGUGUCUUGAGAACCGCACUCUUAGCUAGUGGCUAUCGGAAGAUAAUCUUACUAUAGUAUGUCAGAAUUGCCAAGUACCUUUGUUGAAGGAUUCCACGAUGAAAAAGAUGUGACAAAGGUCAAAUAUUCCAAUUUUGGUCAUACAGACUUAAAACUGUCAAAUUUAGGAGUUGGUGGUGGAACUUUUUCAAACUUUUAUGGGCCAUUAAAUGAGACAGAAGCAAUUUCUCUGAUCAGGGAAGCAUUUAAAAGUGGAAUCAACUACAUAGAUACAUCUCCUUACUAUGGGCAUACAUAUUCUGAGUCGUUAAUAGGCAAGGCCCUUGUUGAUGUCCCACGUCAGGCUUACCAUAUAUCAACCAAGGUUGGCCGCUACGGAACAUCUUGGGCAGACUUUUUUGACCAUUCUGCUGAGCGAAUUGUAAAGGAGUUUGACAAGAGCUUAGAGCGAUUAGGUCUGGAUUAUGUGGACAUCCUCUUUGUGCAUGAUGUAGAGUUCAGCCCUCUCCAGCAAAUCCUGACAGAAGCCUUGCCAGCUGUGCAGAGCAUUGUGGACAAGAAGAAAGCUCGUUAUGUUGGCAUUUCUGGAUAUCCUGUGUCUGUAUUAUGGGAAGUGGUAGAAAAGUCCCCUGUGAAAAUUGAUGCCGUCCUUACAUAUUCCAGAGAUUGUCUAUUUGACACCACCAUAAAAAAGUACACGUCUUUUUUCCAGAGUCGUCAGAUUGGGCUGAUCAACGCUGGAGUAACAGGUCUAGGUCUUCUGACCAAUGAAGGACCUCCACACUGGCAUCCAGCCUCGGCAGAGUUGAAGGAUCUGUGUCGUAAUGCAAGUCUCUACUGUCAGGAACAAGGUGUGGAGCUGGGUAAGCUAGCUAUUCAUUACGCUCUGCAGCAGCCAGGCCACUGUUCUCAUCUGGUGGGGAUGAAGACACUGGCAGAGCUACAGUGUAACCUAGAAGUGGCUACAACUGGCCUCACAGAAGCAAAGUCCAAGGUCUUGGAUCAUGUCAAGGAGAAGUUUUUCAACUUACCUCAAGACUUACACUGGGAAGGUGUGGAGAUUAGUGCCUAUCGUAAAUAUAAAGUGGAACAUGGACUGAACUGAUUUGUAUUGUUAAAUAACAUACACGUUAUAGACCUUAUAAUUACUGUAGCAAAGGUGCUGUUUAUCAAAUUACAAAUGUAUAACAUUGCAACGUGUGAAACUUAAGCUUUGUUCAUCAAAACUAUUAAUGGCUGGAAACCAUGAUCAAGCAUGUGCAGCUCGUACCAUUCUGCCCAAGUUUGAACUACCAAACUUAAAUACUCUUGAUUGUAGAUAUAAAUGUAAUACCUUUGCUCUACUACCAAACAGCCUCAAAAUGUUUUAUGCAUAGUUUUUUCUUAAAUAUGCUUUAGAAUAACAGCUGUAUUUAAUUAUUGUUUGGAUCUAGACAUAUUAUGUCAUGUUUACUUAUGUCUCAAACAGUGGGAUUUCAGCAGUUAGACCUAGUCUAUCAGAAUGUCAUACAAGUCGUGAAUUUUUGGAAGUAAAGAAAAUGUUUUAUUACAUUUUAAAAUGUGUAACUAUUCUAGUGUGAUUUCUUUGUGAAUGUUUGACUUGAAAUUUGUUGAAUGAAAACUUUUUAUGUCUAAAAUCUUGCUCACUGUCUUAUAAUUUUCAUAUCUUCAUUAACAAGAUUUUAAUAAAAUAUUUUGUUAUGAUUAACUUAUUCUCUAUGGUUAUAAUCAGCAUCUUUUAGCGUUUAUCCUAGACUUUCUUACUUGAAUAAGAUUCAAUUUUAAAUGUAUAAGACAAAGUAAUAAAAAAAAACAAAAGAUUUCAGAAA